Messenger RNA from Amaranthus tricolor (Joseph's coat), 2309 nucleotides. RefSeq lists its product as uncharacterized. Lineage: Eukaryota; Viridiplantae; Streptophyta; Magnoliopsida; Caryophyllales; Amaranthaceae. The record is from RefSeq and is a predicted model, not a curated record. Gene Ontology annotation, molecular function: catalytic activity. The transcript has 12 exons. Bases 460 to 2085 code for a protein of 541 amino acids.
UUGUUUUUAAUGUAACAAAACUUAAAAGUUGUAGUUUGCUUUUAUUUCUUUGUUAUUAAUAUUUAUUGUCAUGAUUAAUUAAUUAGGGAGUAGAUUAGCAUCUAGAGUAGAGAAAUUUAUCCCAAUUUGAUCAUGAACUGAAAUGGCUAUGAAUUUGUCAAUGAAAUGUAAAUUAAUAAUUCAAAUUGGGCGAAUAAACCCUAAAUUAAACUGACUUAAAUCUAUUCGAUAUAACAUUUGUUUGAGAUUGCAAUCAAAUAUUUCUUCUUAGUUCUUUCCAAAGUGGAGUGCUAUUAUUCAACAUUCAACAGCAAAUCUGCAAAUUUGCAGAGUGGACAGAAGAGCUAAGAGUGGAAUCAAACAGAGUAAAUUUAAUCGACUAAAAGGCAUAAAUCUGAGGUUUGCAGUAACCAAUCUAAUAAUACCAGUGGCGGGUUUUCCGUACAAGAUGCAUUUCACAUGCUUGAUGCUGACUUCUUUAGUAAGGAAAAGAUGGUGGAUAUUGUGAAAGAGGCUUUAGAGUUCAAUCUCCCGACUGUAAAAGCCGAUCGCCAAUUAGUCGCUACUUCUAAUGGGGGACUGAAAUAUCCAUCAGUUUUAGUUUUUGAUUCUGAUUGGGAUUCUAAGAAGGUAGAAUCUAGGAAGAAAACUUUCACCUUCCCUUCAGUCCGUGACGUUCAAAGGCCUGCCAAUGAAGAGGAUAUUGCCUUUAUGAGUCUUCUUGAACUGGGGCAUCUCAUUAAGGCGAAAAAGAUUUCAUCUGUUGAGCUUGCUGAAAUUUUUCUCAAGAGACUAAAAAGGUAUAAUCCUGUUCUCCAAGCCGUGGUGACGGUCACAGAAGAACUAGCAUACCAACAGGCAAAAGAGGCAGAUCACCUUCUUUCUAACGGUGUUUAUUUAGGUCCUCUGCACGGAAUUCCUUAUGGAUUGAAAGAUAUAAUUGCGGUACCUCAAUAUAAGACAACUUGGGGUUCCCAAAGCUUCAAAGAUCAAGUACUUGAUGUUGAAGCGUGGGUCUAUAAAAGGUUGAAAUCUGCAGGGGCAGUUCUUGUUGGAAAGCUUGUAAGUGGAUCGCUAGCUUAUGAUGACAUAUGGUUUGGCGGCAGGACAAGGAACCCUUGGAACAUAGAGGAGUUUUCAACUGGUUCAUCUGCUGGGCCUGCUGCUUGCACGUCUGCAGGCAUGGUACCGUUUGCUAUCGGAUCAGAAACUGCUGGCUCGAUGACCUACCCUGCUGCUCGUUGUGGUGUUUCAGCCUUACGCCCAACUUUUGGUAUGGUCGGUCGAACUGGUGUGAUGAGUAUUUCAGAAAGUUUGGAUAAGCUUGGCCCGUUUUGCAGAAGUGCAGAAGAUUGUGCCAUCAUUCUGGAUAAUAUUCGAGGCAAGGAUCCGGAUGACCUAUCUUCAAGGGAUAUGCCCUUUAGUGAUGCUUUUGCUGUCGAUCUCACAAAACUCACUGUUGGGUAUCUUGAUGAUUCCGAAAAGGAGGUCGUGAAUGUACUGGCGUCUAAGGGUGUUAAAAUGAUCCCGUUCCAACUUAAUUACACGGUCGACUCCGUUCAAGGUAUCUUAAAUAUCACGAUGGAUGUCGAUAUGUUGGCGCAUUUUGAUGAGUGGCAACGCUCUGGACUGGAUGGUGCAUAUGAAGCACAAGAUCAAUGGCCAUUUGAGCUGCGCCGUGCACGAGUCAUUACAGCAGUAGAUUAUUUACAGGCACAGAGAGCAAGAGGACGAUUAAUUCAAGAAGUGCGAGAAAGUUUUACGGUAGAUGCAUUUAUUGGCAACGCAAUGGACUGGGAGAAAGUUUGCAUGGGAAACCUUGUUGGCAUGCCUGUUAUGGUUAUACCUGUUGGAUUUGCUCCAAUAGAUAACCCAUCUUCUAGUGACAUUCGUCGGAAAAGAACAAUUACGACCGGAAUCUAUGCCCCUCCUCAGAAUGACCACAUCGCUCUAGCGCUUGCUAUGGCUUUUCAGUCGGUUACUAAUCAUCACAAGCAGCGUCCACCAAUUGAUGAUCUCGGUCCUAAUGAUUCAAUUUCAAAUACCCCGGACAAUACUUAUCCUCCUAGACAGUUGCGAGGUUAAACUUCCAAUUGAUGAUUCGGUUACCAAUUAUCACAAGUCACAACUCACAAGCAGCCUAUUGAGCAAGAGGCCCCGGUGUCAAUUUGUUAGCCAAGAAUGUAGUUUUUAUGAUCUUGAUUAUGUGGCUAGUAUCUUGAUAUGAAUUGAUUGAUGUAUAAAUGUAAGUCGCCUAAAAAAUAACUUUUGUUAUUAGUUAUUGCGGUUUUUGCAAAUUGAACAGCUUC